Messenger RNA from Ceratitis capitata (Mediterranean fruit fly), 1404 nucleotides. It is a transcript of the gene Dph5, whose product is annotated as diphthine methyl ester synthase. Gene Ontology annotation, biological process: protein histidyl modification to diphthamide. The coding region runs from base 367 to 1209 and encodes 280 amino acids. The record is from RefSeq and is a predicted model, not a curated record. The transcript is spliced from 2 exons. NCBI's taxonomy places the organism in Eukaryota, Metazoa, Arthropoda, Insecta, Diptera, Tephritidae. Gene Ontology annotation, molecular function: diphthine synthase activity.
AUAUGACAGCUAAUGAGCAAAAUAUUUUUUCUGCAAGUUGAGCAAAAUUGUUUGGAAUUUUUAUUCUCAUUUUAGCAAUAGCAGCACGUGCGUCCACAAAAUCGACAUAAGAGUGUACAUUAUAACUCCAAGAACAUUUGCAAGGCUGAAUUGCGAAAAAUUCGUCAGGCAUAAAAACAAAUACAAUAUUAUCUGUUUUGGUGUGUGUAUAUGUUAGCGCGGGAAAAGUGCAGGUUCAAGUAAGGUGUAGAAGUGUGAUUGCGGUUAUAUCGACGUGAUUAUAGCAUAAGCAGCAGGUUGUUGUAAAAAGACUUGGGGCCAAUAAUUGCAGAAAUAUAUAAGUAUUACGUGGAAGAAAGCUGUAAGAUGUUCUAUUUGAUCGGUUUGGGACUUGGCGACCCCACUGACAUUACAGUAAAGGGCCUUGAAAUUGUAAAACGCUGCGCGCGUGUGUACCUGGAAAUGUAUACUUCUAUACUUGGAUGUCCGCAAGAAGAGCUGGAAGCUUUCUAUGGCCGGCCGCUUUUACUAGCUGAUCGCGAUUUAGUAGAACAAGGUGCUGAUGAAAUACUGGCGGGUGCUGGUGAAGAAGAUGUUGCAUUAUUAGUAGUAGGUGACCCAUUCGGUGCCACUACACAUACUGAUUUUAUACUUCGCGCCAAAGAGAAAAAAGUACCUUAUAAAGUCAUUCAUAAUGCAUCCAUUAUGAAUGCAAUUGGAUGCUGUGGUCUACAGCUUUAUAAGUUUGGCGAAACUGUAUCGAUACCGUAUUGGGAUGAAACAUGGAAGCCUGAUAGUUUUUAUGAUAAAAUUAGGCUUAAUAGACUAAAUAACAUGCAUACUCUUUGCCUGCUUGAUAUCAAAGUCAAAGAGCCAACACCAGAAUCGCUUACGCGGCGACGAAAGGAAUACCAGCCGCCCCGUUUUAUGACCGUAGCUGAAGCUGCCCAACAAAUAAUGACAAUCGUAGACAAGAAAGACGCACUAGAACGAAAUACUAUUUUAAAUGAGAUGUCACUGUGCGUGGGUCUGGCGCGUGUUGGUCAUGAUAGCCAAAGAAUAGUUGUAAACACAUUGCGUAAAAUGACUCAAACCGACCUUGGUGCUCCUUUGCAUUCCUUAGUGAUACCUGCUAAGGAAAUACAUCCACUAGAAACGGAGUUCUUACAACAAUAUACCACAAUAAAAUUGGAGGACUACAAUCACUGAAAAGCUUUUAGGUAUAUAGAGUUUGAUAUCACAUAAGAGUUUAUUAAAGUUAUCACUUUUGCGAAUCAAAUUUAAAUUAAAAGUUUUUUUCUUUGUACCGAAGCUGUUCAUACGCUACAACAAUCAUACGCAGAUCCUCUUUAAUUGUAAUUAAAUAUAAGAAAGUCAAAUAAUGGAAUUCUAUUAAAUGGUAAU